Messenger RNA from Stegostoma tigrinum, 5572 nucleotides. RefSeq names its product F-box only protein 34-like. The transcript has 6 exons. The record is from RefSeq and is a predicted model, not a curated record. Gene Ontology annotation, molecular function: protein binding. Lineage: Eukaryota; Metazoa; Chordata; Chondrichthyes; Orectolobiformes; Stegostomatidae. The coding region runs from base 721 to 2913 and encodes 730 amino acids.
CCUGGGAUAUUGGCAGCCUUAUGGCCUAAAGUGCGGGAGGAGUGGCACUGUUGGUGGAGGUAUCGGCGGUAAUAACACCAGUAGUGUUGGGCGAAUGUAACCCGAAAAAAAUACGCGCUCUGGGUGCGAAGCCCAGGCGGGGUCUUACUAGUCCCGGUCCCUCCUAUGAAUCCCAGAUCUGAUUCUGAGGGACCGGUACAAGGCUCGAUAUCUCGAAUCCAGUUUUAGAUUUACGAACAAGAACAAGAAUAAAACAAGACCCUUUAUAUGUAUUAAAAUAUUCAUUGCACUAAAGGAAAUACACCGAGAAUAAUUUAAAAGGUCUGCAGAGAGUACAACAUAAAGAAAUCUGUUGACAGCCCUGUACUUCAAUAAUUGAGCCCUUCUCACUGAGCUCAUGUUUUGUAUUACUACCAUUGCUGCUUUCUUGUGCUGCAUGUAUAUAUUUAUUUCAUUCGCUGUUGAUCGUGAGAAGGUGCGACGACUACUGUUUGUUUCUGAAGAUGUGGUAAAGCCUUGUGGUAAGAAGUCAUGCUAAGCCUCAGGAUGUAGGGAGCAGUGGAGGAAGUGACGGUGUGCCUUACUUUACAAUUGCCUCUGACUUUGGCCUCUCUUCACCAGGUAAACAUUUCCCCCUAUGUGCAAGUUCAUUUUGAUAAAUUUGAGUCCAAGAGAAUAUGAAGGUGUGAUGCAAAAGAUCAUAUUUUAAGCCUGGCCACUAUGCACCUUAAGCCAUAUCCAAAGCUUCAAAAGAAAGAUGCAUCUCUUGAACCAAGCCAAGAGACACUUGGAGGGCUUUGCUCAAGCCAGCGUGCAACUGUAAGAGUUGAAAGAUGCCAAUCAACCUGUAACAAACAGUCAUGUUGUAAAUCCAUUGCAGUUAGUACAGUGGCAUCUCACAUCAGCUUGUGGUGUCCGAGACCUUUUGGUUUCAUUUCUCAAAAUAAAAUGUGCAAUAUGAGGAAUCCAGCUGAAAAUCUUGCAUUUAAGGGAAGAAAGAAGCAUGUGGCUGAAAAUGUUCUGCCUCCUUCAAUUCAUCAAGAAGAAGGAGAGGCACCACUGGAUAUAUGGGCAGUCAUAAAACCUGGGAACACAAAGGAAAAAAUUGCUUUUUUUGCAGCACAUCAGUGCAAUAACAGGACUGGUUCCAUGAAAAUAAAAAGCAGCUGGGAUACUGAGGUCACAACUGCGAAACGCAGAAGGAAGUCCGCAGAUCUAGAGAAAGUAAAAAAUCAACCAAUGAGAAUAAAGGAUAAUGUGAAGGAUGUUGACAGAAAGUGUUCACAUUUUGACCCCCUAACAACCAGUAAUAGUGAGGAAAAUUCAUCUGUCAGUAACGAGAAACAAAAUGGUGAUGGACUAUGUCAUAGUAGCACUCUCUCUGUAGCAGAAAUGGUGGCUUUUCUAGAACAAAGGGCAAAUUCCCUGCUCCCAGACUGUAGUAAAACACUUACAAACGCCAGUGCUAACAUAUCAGGUAUUGCUUAUUCAAAGGGGGGUUCCUUGUCAUCAGAAUCGAUUUCUGCUACAGGUCCUGAAUUUGAUUUAAACCAUAAAACAUCAACUGAAAAUAAUAAACUACAGGGUGAGUAUGUCCGGGUUAUAGAAGUUAUAGCUAAAUUGGAAUCAGAAUGCAUGAGAAACCAACAUGACAGAAGUGGGGAGAAUCUGUCCAGGAAUAAUAGUUUUCGGAGAGGAGUGGGGAGGGUUUUGCUGACAAGUCAACACCAAUCAGAACAAAGCAUCAAGAGUGCUGAACCUUUUACAGCAUCCAAAGCAGGCAAUAGCAUUGGAGAGAACAAAAAACAAUACAGCCACAUAAGCAGAAGCUGUACUAAUCAAUGCACUGACUCACAGGAAGAUGCCACAUAUGUUGCAUCUCCAGUUAAUAACACUUCAGGUGUUGUGUUGGAUUUAUCCAGCAAAAAGUUUUCAUUAACCUGCAAAGAAACAGCAUCAUUGCCAAACGGUACCAGAGAAAUUCUCAACAGUAAUGUUGGGAUACCAGAGGAGUUGCAUAAGACCCCAUCUCUAUGUUGGGAAGUGAACAAUAGGUUUGUAUCAAACUUUACUUCACCUGGGAAUGGUAGGGAUGAGUAUGCAAAUAACUUUACUGUCGAUAAGGAGCUGGUGUCUUGUAGGGUGAAUGAGGAAACUGAAUGCAAAUCAGUAACUAGAUCUACUUGGGAAGAGUCUAAUCCUUGUGAGGAACCACUUCCUGGAGAAUUAUUUUUCACACUUGAACAGUCCCAUGUGGAAAACUUGGAUUCAAAUGAAAAUACUACUGAGGAACUCCAGGAUGUUGCACAAUGCAAGGAUGAUUUUCUGACUGCUGAAAGGAAAACAUUUGACAAAAGUUGCUCAGAAACAAGUCAGGGUGAUUCUUGUAUCUCUUUCAAAACCACAUGCCCCUCAUUAACUGAACUCUUUCCGCUAAGAAGACAAGUAUCUCAUGAAUUUCUAGAAACACGCUUCAAAAUCCAACAGCUUCUUGAACCUCGGCAGUACAUGGCCUUUUUACCACACCACAUUAUGGUGAAGAUAUUCAUGUUCCUCCCUACCAAAACGCUGGCAGCUCUGAAAUGCACAUGCCAUUAUUUCAAGUUCAUUAUAGAAAACUACGAUAUUAGAGCAACAGAUUCACGCUGGGUUUGUGACCCACGAUACAAGGAUGAUCCAUGCAAGCAAUGUAAAAAGCAUUACUCAAAAGGGGAUGUAUCACCAUGUCGGUGGCAUUCAAAACCCUAUUACAAAGUUUUACCCUAUGGUCGAUCAUACUGGAUGUGCUGUUGGCAAACAGAAAAAGAUUCACCGGGCUGUAAAAUUGGGCUUCAUGAUAAUAAUUGGGUGCAGUCCUGUAAUCAUAUCCAGCAAAUAUGUGAAAAAGCAAAAAAGAAUGGGGAAGGAAUGUGACAUUUUUUUUAAAAAUUAGUGGAUUUGGUUUUGUUUGGCUAGAUUUCUAGGAGCAUACCUGUUGGAUGAUCUGUAGAGAUUGGAAUAUUUUGUCAGUCCUGCACUGUUUACAUUGUACAGUAUGAUCAUAUUAGCUUAUGAAUCUGCAUGUACAGAACUGCAGCACCUGUUAGCUGUGCAAGAUGUGCAGUAUUUGCUCUAUCAUGUGUUUGAUCAAUGAUAGUAUUGUACUGUUAAUGUAGCUGGCACAGCCACAAAUCACUACAAUGCAGCUAUGUCAAUGUUGCAAUUAGUCUGUUUUAAAUAUCAGUCUUUUAUUUUGAAUAGUUUGUGUAUUCUAUCUAAAAUUACAUUUAAAUGAAAUGCAAAGUACAGGCGAGGCAAUGAGCUCAAACACCUCUUAACAAAAUUGGUCAUGUAAGAUAUGGUUAGAAUUCUACUAAAAGGUUGCUAUACAGUGUUGGGGAAAAUACACGAAAAAAUGUUAUUGGCAUUACAAAAUUACAGGUUAUGCAAAAUGGCUUAAUUUUUUUUUCAGUAGCAUUGCUUGGAUUUUCAGUUUUUAUUUUUGCUGUUGGUGCUUUAGAUUGAAUUAUAAUAUUGGUGAACCUUUUUCUGGUCUUUAAAGAAACUAUGUGAAAGUUUACUUGCUUUUCUGUUUUUUUGAAAAUCUCAUUCGUGUAGUUGUAAAAUGUAAGGAUGUUCACUAAGUGCUUUCAAUGAGAUAUUUUGCACUUGGCGAAAUUGUGUUUUUUUUCCUAUUUGGUAUGUUCACCUUUUGGUUGCUGAAAGCAUCUAUAUUCAUAUUUUGCUAUUGAGUCAACAAAUGGACACACUCCCUUCAAUACUUAGGUUAACAUCAGAACAGAGUGCCAUAAGUGGAGAGUUAUACAUGCCCCAAUCAGUUCAGUGAUGCAAGUCUUCUGACCGAAAUAAACCAGUUUAUGUUAAAAUAAGAUGCAAUUCAACUUUGUCAAAAACAAAAUUCAUAUGCCAUGAUAAAUUGUGUGUUGGUCCACCUGAUGUAAAUUUGCCACAUUUAAAAUUUUUAUUAUUGAUGAGUAAUAACAAUCAAUUUUAAACUUUCUGCCAAAAAAACCACAACUCUCAAUUGUGACUGAGCAUAAUGUGGAAAAAUGUGAUCUCCUCUCCAAAAUCUAUUGAGAACAGCCCAUCUUUAAAUCCAAGCAACAUAGUAAGUUAUUACAGUUUAAUAAUAACUACAUGAAUUGCGAUGCUAAAAUAUGAUUUCAAGACCCUUGUAGUUCUAUAUUUUGAAUUCCAGUCAAAAGCUCUAAUCCAGUUUGACUUUAAAAAUAAUUCAUUUUGUUAUCCCCAUCUUUCACUCAUCUCAAAAAAAAAAUUGUAGUGAAAUAAUCAUCUCAUCUCUUUGGCACAUUCUGUAUCAGUGGUUGACAUUUUUAAACGUGUCAGUGUAUAUAUGUGCAUAAAUAUUUUUAAUCAUUGGAUGUGUGGUGUUUCCCUUCAAAGGAAACAAUUCAAUUCCAUCUCACUUCAUACCCUGGUGAGUUGUUGAUUUUCUCAACCCGGGGAUAAAUAUUUUUAUUUUUUUUUACAAUAUUUUCCUCUUUAAUUGCAUUAAUGAAAAUGUUCAGUUGUGAAACAAUGGUGAAUUUUAAAGUUAAGACAGGAAACAGUGGAAAUUUUGCACAGGUUAGAUAGCAUUUCUGGAGAGAGAGCGCUAGGAUUCUGGUGACAGAUCGUCAGCCUGAUUAAAUGAAUUGUAUAUUUCUUUCUCGAUGGAUGCUAUUUGGCCUGUUGAAUUUUCUUUCCAGAUUUCCAGCAUGUACAAUAUUUUACUCUGUUUAAAGCUGAAAGAAUUGUGCCUAGUUGCCCCAUAUUAAGAAUGCUGCCUCUUUUUCAAGACUUCCAAUGUCUGUAACACUCCCAAAUCUAGUUUGAAAGAGAUCUGGUGUAAUCAUUUUUCAAAGUAAAUCUUUAAAGCACUUUUACUGCCUUUGCAAGUUUGAGAUACGUGAUUUGAUGAUGUAUCUAUACAUCUGUUUCCAAUUGUAGUCAAAACCAGGAUUUCAAUUUUGCAUUAGUGCUGUCGUGUAAACAUGUACAUUACUUGGAAUUUUAUAAAUUAUAGAAAAUAUUUCAUCAAAUGCAAUAAAUCUGAUAUAUGUGUGUGUUUUUGUUUAGUUUUUGACUACCAGUGCACUUCAUUAUCAGAUGGUGCCUAAAAAUGUUCACUACCAGUUUGUUUGCUCUUGUCUCUGCAUAACCUGUAACAUUUUUUUGUAUUUUGCCCCAAUCAGACUUUCAUGUAGCUUGCUCCAAAAGCUUUGGCAUUGAGUACUAGAUGUUGCAAGCAUCUCUAUUUACGUUACUUCAGCAGUUAAGAUACACAGUUGUGCACCUGCUGUUUCUGUGUGUCAAAUACAUUAACUUGCAAUUUUCUAAAAGCUUAAAAGAAGUUGUAACAUGAAUAAAAUGGGAAAUUAAUUAAAACAGUUACUGGUUGUAAAUGUUUGGUACCUAAUAUAGAAAUACAUUUCUGGAUUCGAACAUUUUAAAGUAGCCUUUCUUUACUGUAAAUGCUAAUCAACAUUAUGAUGGAAGCUGUAUCAGACUCCAAAUAUUCCAUUUGUUAAUAAAGCCAAAUUUUGGGUUGAUUACAAUUUAAUCAACUGUU